UGCGCUUGCCUUCAAGAAAACUGAAUUCCAGUUCACUGCUCACAUCGUAUUUCAAGAGGUAUUUUAAGAAUGCAAGACAUUUCAACCAUUUGUCUUUUCUUGAUGCUGGGAUGUUUUUGGAGGUGCCAAGCACAAGUAAACCUGCCAUGUGUGUCAGAGAAACAUGGUGAUCUGUAUAUUGUGGGGAUGUUUCAAGUUUGCACAGCUGAAGGAAACGACCAACUUAUGUAUACAGUCUUUACAGCACUUGAGUCUGCACUGAACAAGAUGCAGAACAAAUAUUCUGGAUUUCAACUGGGAUAUAAACUCUACAGCUCUUGCGGAGACUGCCUUGAUAAUUAUGAAAAUGACUGUUACGAUAACGGUACCUGUUCUCUGGACAAUUUGCCUGUAGUUCUUCUUUUUACUCAAGACUCUCUGAACUAUUUAACAAACUUUGGACUGGGAACCCUACAGAUUGUGGUCAGUGAAAAAGGAUUGCAAUCAUUUUCUCCAGACUUAACUAAUUUUGGUAAAGUCGUUGGGUCAUUCUUUGCACUAAAACACUGGACUCUUGUGGGAACAAUUUAUGAUGCAUGCAGUGAUUACAUAGAGUUUGAAAAUCAAAACAGCUCAGAUUAUUGCAACGACUGGAAGAUGGUAGUCUCUAAUUUUAACGCAAAGGCAGAUGAAAUAAAAAAAAAUAUCUUGAGAAAUACAGAUAAUGCUACUCUGUUCUUUGGUACUUUAAGUGAUUUUAAAGGACUAAUUACAAGUGUGUCAGGAAACACUACAAGACCUUUUGUGUACUGUUGCCUUGAAUCACUUGAGGACUUGAAAGACUUCAGUAACGUCCUAAAUGGCUCGAUGUUGCUCUACCAUGAGAUACGACUUGAUGAUGAUUCUUAUUCUUUCUCCAAGGAAGUCAUGAAAAAUAUAACAAUUUCUUCGGAAGCACCUUCAUUCAUAGGAGGUCCAGUCAACUUUAAUGUCACAGUGACACUCCAGAACAACAUUUCAGAUCCUAGAAAGUAUCAAUUAAAUUGGUCUGGGGUUAUGAUUGGUCAGAUUUACACUCUGGUUCAAAUCCUUUAUAAAGUUGCCAACAGCACAUGUUACAACAAUAUGCAACAGUGUCAGAUGUGGACCAACAACACCUCAGAGUAUUUAACACAGAAUGAAACAUCACAGCUGCCAAGCUCAAUUAGCAAUGCAAUUGCAAAUGAAUAUGACUUCAAAGUGUGCAAUAUUGAUGCAGAUAAAACAUACACAAAAAUGAACUGCUACAACGUCUCGCAAUCUUCGAGUUCAGCUGUGUGUGUUCAAUCUUGUAAAGUCUCAGAAAAAAGUGUAAUGAUUGGGCACUGCUGUAUGCAAUGUCAGCCCUGCCCAGGAGGGACUUUCAGCAAUGGAACAGACUGCCUGCCUCUCACCAUUGUCCAUGAAGUUUUGAUCUACAUCCUGUCCCCAUUAGGGAUCGUUAUGUGUGUGGGGUCUCUGGCAGUUUUUCUGGCACAUGCUAAGACCCCCAUUGUGAAAAUGUCUGGAGGGAACAUCUUCUACUGCUACUUGGCUGGUCUCAUUAUUGCUUUCUCCAGUUCCUUCCUGUUUGCUGUGAUCCCAACAAAUAACACAUGUCUGAUAGGUCUGCCUCUCUCAGCUAUGGGGUUCUCGGUCUGCCUCUCCAGUAUUCUUGCCAGGUCCUGCAAAAUUUUGAUUGCCUUUGCCAACAAAGCACAAAGACCAAGCAAGCUUCAGCUUCAUUCCUACAUUAUCAUCAUCACAUUGGGAACUUUGGUAGAGGUAGCCAUUUGCUUAGCAUGGAUUUUGAGGGAUCCCCUCCACUUCACCUAUGUGCCCCAAGCAAAGCAAUAUACUAACAUGGCCUGUGACUGCAACAACAAGUACUGGUACCUCAUUUCUUUUGGCUACCUCGGGCUCCUUUGUUUAGGUUCUUGGGGGGUGGCUAUCAAGAGCAAUGCUCUUCCUCCUGCAUUUAGUGAGUCCCGAUCCAUUUCCUUUAGUAUGUUGAUCUUCCUUGCUAUCUGGGGCUGCACAAUUCUCAUAAUCGUGAGUGAUAUCAAAGAUCUGCAGACGGUGAUACUUGGGGUGUCCAUCGCGUUAUCCUCUUGGGGUAUUCUUGGCUGCAUUACUCUGCCCAAGGUCUUUGUCAUCCUUUUCAGGCCAGAAAGAAACAGCCAGCAGUGGAUAAGACACGUCACUUAUGAGUACUGUCGCCAUGUCGCUUAUAAGGCUGAUAUGAAUUUGGAGACUGAACAAUCCACCAUCUCGACUUCGGCAGCCACCAUGUCAUCUGUCACCUCAUAAAACACCAACAGUCAUUUAGAACACAAACGUUUUGGAAAGAAUUACUGCUGGUGUUUUCUCCCUAAUCCCUGAAAUGUGCAAUAAAAGGUUACAGGGUUGUUAGAAUUGAUUCUCGGGACAUUUACACAAGGCUGAAGCCAACCCUGAAUGGGAGGUAAGAAUGAAUGUGAUGCUGUUUAUCAUUUCUUAGAUCUUUAUAUCCCACCAGUUUCAUCCAGUUUAAGUGAGAUUUUUCGGUAAAUCCAACACAAUACAAUCAUUAAACGUUCAAAUAGAAUUCAAACAAUAAGCCAUCGUUGUCUGUGUAGCCCAGGUAUUUGGCAAUUCUCCUAAAAGAAGGGAUGGGUUAGUGAAGACUGAUCCUUGCUGCCACAGCAGCAUAUGUUUUGUGUCAACUCUCGAGAAGGGAGGGAGAGAAUGAAUCAAAUGUCAGGAUGACUAACACGUGACACUGCAAAGGUCAUUCAUGGAAGACAGUCACAGAUAAUGAUCUCGCUGCUAUCUCUAGCAAAAAUACUUCCUACUGCCUACUUAGGAAGGAAAAUGUAUGGAGUUAGGGAUCUUUACUAUGGCAGCCAUAUUGUUACACUAGAAUUUCUUUAGUUGUUAUUUUCAGAGUAAAGAGCGACAGUAAAACUAAAGUACAUUCUGCUUUCUUUGCCUUAUGUUAUCUCUUCACUAUGUGCUGGAGAGGUGGGGGAGUUUUGGAUGGAGGGUGUGGUGGACGGCCAUGACCCAUGCCCAGCUGGGAUGCCCCUUCAACACUGGAUCCGGGGGAGUAGCCAUGGGAUCCACGCUACGUCCCCUGGAACACUUGGUGGCAGGCCCCCUGGGUUGAAUCGGGGCCACAGGCAUUGGACUUCGGAGCUCAUCCCUGCUGGUUUCCAUGGCCACCGCCAGGGGAAGCUGCAAGGACUUAACGAGCCCGUCUGGGCUGUGAUGCAGCCACACCCGGAAGUGCAGCCUAAUUAGGCUAAUCACCACCUGAAGCACUUCCGGGUGGGCUAUAAGAAGAGCCUGCAGCCACUACUCAGGGCGCCAGAGUCGGGAGGAGGACGACGACGAGAACAAAGCGGCCCUGGGAAGAGUGGAGGAAAAGAAGAGUGGUUUGGGUAUUUUUCUUUGG
This is a messenger RNA of Polypterus senegalus (gray bichir), 3433 nucleotides long. Its product is annotated as extracellular calcium-sensing receptor-like. The record is from RefSeq and is a predicted model, not a curated record. Gene Ontology annotation, biological process: G protein-coupled receptor signaling pathway. Gene Ontology annotation, cellular component: membrane. Bases 70 to 2307 code for a protein of 745 amino acids. Gene Ontology annotation, molecular function: G protein-coupled receptor activity. The transcript is spliced from 8 exons. NCBI's taxonomy places the organism in Eukaryota, Metazoa, Chordata, Cladistia, Polypteriformes, Polypteridae.